Cucurbitaria berberidis CBS 394.84 is the source of this 3034-nucleotide messenger RNA. RefSeq names its product nucleolar protein 14. The transcript has a single exon. Gene Ontology annotation, biological process: maturation of SSU-rRNA. The coding region runs from base 54 to 2582 and encodes 842 amino acids. NCBI's taxonomy places the organism in Eukaryota, Fungi, Ascomycota, Dothideomycetes, Pleosporales, Cucurbitariaceae. Gene Ontology annotation, cellular component: small-subunit processome; Noc4p-Nop14p complex; nucleolus. The record is from RefSeq and is a predicted model, not a curated record.
UCCACGCACAUCAACGAACCCCCAAGCCUACGCGGCUACACACCUAUUUCAAGAUGCCGCCCUCGCAACUGAAGCGCCUGAAGGCUUCUUUGCGCGAACAUGGCAUAACCGGCCCCCAGCAAUCCAAAAAGCAGAAGAAAUCGUUGAACAAGAACGCCGACCACCGCGCCCAAAAAGCCUCUGCUCUGGCUGCGAUCCGCGAGUCCUUCAAUCCGUUCGAGUUCAAGCACCUCUCACGCCCUAAGAAGUUCGAAUACGUCUCCAACCAGCCUGAAAAUGCCACAAAGAAGAUCCUCGGUCGCCCAGGCGUUACGAAGAGCCAGGGCGAGGAAACAAGAAGGAAGACGCUGCUACCGGAGAUGAAUCGCAAGAAUAAAGUUGGCGGGAUUUUGGAUAGGCGAAUCGGCGAGAAUGAUCCGACCAUGACUCCGGAGGACCGCAUGAUGGCGCGGUUUGAGAGAGAGCAGGAGCGCAAGAGGAGUGGAAACGUGUUUGAUCUCGAGGAAGGGGAUGACCAGGUUAUGCUUACGCAUGACGGCCAGAGCUUGCGCUUUGACGAUGAGAUUGGGGAGGAAGACUACGAUGCUGCGAGCGUCGGUGGGUCAAGUGCUGACGAGGAUGGCGAGGACGGUUUCUUGAAAAAGAAGAGGAGAAGAGAUGAUGUUGAUGGCGAAGAGAACGACGAUGUGCCCGCAGAAGACCAGCCGGAGAGGAAGAAGAGCAAAGCCGAGGUCAUGAAAGAGGUCAUGGCCAAGUCGAAACUGCACAAGUACGAACGUCAGGCACAGAAAGAAGACGACGAUGACCUUCGGGAAGAGCUCGACAAGGACCUCAAUGACGUUCUCGCGGCUUUGCGAGGGCACAUCAAUAAGAAGCCUGAGCCCGAGGCACCUAAAGCAGCGCAAAAUAACAACUUCGGUAUCAACGCUGACCGUGCAGCACUCCUCGCUGGGAGCUCACAACAAGCAAAAGAUAAAGAAUACGAUCUGAGAGUGCGCCAAAUGCUCCAAGAUGAGCGCGCGAAGCCGACCGAGCGAACAAAGACUGAAGAGGAGAAGGCACGGGAGGAUGCCAAGCAAUUGAAAGAGCUCGAGGAGAAGCGCCUGAGGAGGAUGAAGGGAGAGCCAAUGAGCGAUGAUGAAGAGCCUCGCAAGAAGGAUGUCAAAGAUGAUGAGGAAGAUGAGGACUUCGAGAGCGAGCGCGACGACGCUGCUGAGUUUGGACUCGCAGCGGCGCCCAGCCAGUUCAGCAGACCAGAGGGUGUCGAGGAUGAGGAUGACUUUGAAAUGGACGACGACCUCAUCGCUACAGACUCGGAAGCGGACAUGUCAGAAGACGAGUCCGAUGCAGACUCUGUGCCCGAUGACACCAUGGCCAUGGAUGCGGACGAUGCGGACUUUUUGAAGAACGUUCUGCCAGAGCGCAAGGAGCAACCAAAGGCUCUCAAUGGCGUGCUGACACUCGAACCUAGCACUACAUCCUCAAAGCUAGCAUUCACAUAUGCAUGCCCUCGGUCGCACGAAGAGCUCCUGACGGUGUUCAAGAAGAUUGCUCCUAAUGACAUCUCCACCGUCGUCCAGAGGAUACGAGCACUCUACCAUGCUGGUCUUCAUGCUGACAAUAAGCACAAGCUUGCUGAUUUUGCAUAUGCACUCAUCGACCACGUAUCGUACCUCUCGAACCAAACACCAGCGGUAUCUUUAACGGUCAUCGAGGCUAUCAUUCGGCACAUCCACUCCAUGUCGCGCUCAUAUCCCGUCCAGAUCUCCACGAAGUUCCGGGAGCAUCUCAAACAGCUUCAAGUUUCGAAUGAGCCAACGCCGGGUGAUCUCGCGAUACUAACAGCCAUUGGGUCGAUCUACCCUACGUCUGACCACUUCCAUCAGGUGGUCACUCCUGCUAUCACUUUGAUGGCACGAUGGCUAGGUCUCACCACGCCCUCUUCUAAGCAGGAUAUUGCUACUGGUGCUUAUCUUGGUGUGUUGUGUCUUCAAUACCAGCAGCUUUCAAAGCGAUACGUACCAGAGCUCAUCCGCUACACUGCGCUUUGCCUCAAAUCGCCACACGCCACACCCGCCCUCCUUACUGCACACGCCAAGAACAUCAUUACAGCAGCCGAGCUCUGGAGUGCUUCCCUGUCCUUUAUCGAAAUCUUUGAACCCCUCCUCGCACCUUUAAAAUCCGCCCAGCAGACCUCAACCCUUCAAAACCUCCGAGCCCGCAUGUCCCUCGCCCGCUCGCGUCGACGCCCUCAGAUUCUCCAUAACCAUCGCCCUCUCCCCAUCAAAUCCUCCAUUCCCAAGUUUGAGGAGUCCUUCGACCCCAACAAGCACUACGAUCCCGAUAAGGAGCGUGCGGACUCGAUUAAGCUGCAGAAGGAGUACAGGAGGGAGAAGAAGGGAGCGCUUAGAGAGCUUCGCAAGGAUGCGAACUUCAUUGCGAGAGAGUCGCUUAGGGAGAAGAAGGAGAAGGAUGCGGCUUAUGAGACCAAGUAUAAGAGGUUGGUCGCAGAGAUUCAGGGCGAGGAGGGUAGGGAGAAGAAUGUCUAUGAACGGGAGAAGAAACGGAGACAGAGGGGAUAGAGAGGAGGUAGAUAUGCCGUUUGGGAAGGUAGUAACUAGUAACUCUCGAUGCAGAUACAUCGCUUAUAAAAGCCCUAUGUUUGUAACCUCCAGUCGGCUAUUUAUUCCCUUCCGUGAACAUCAUUCCCAGCCGUAAACAUUGAAGUCUCACAGGCUCCAUCCAAACUCUGCCAGGAGAACCAUAUUCCUAGUCCAUCAGCCGUAGACAUUAAAGCCUCAUAGGCGCUGCCCCAGGUCUGCUCGGCCAACCCAAAAUCCCAGCCAUCAGACCGCAAUGUAGAUGGCCAAUGCACUUGCGAGUCCUUCUACCAAGUGUCAGAAUAAUCCAACACCUUGAUCUCAACGCUGGAAACAGCCCCAAUCGCUGUCACCAUCCACUGAAAUUGGAUUACGACGCUGUCCUCCGUACUAUCUUCGAUGAUCAGCCGCUUGACUCUACUGAACCUCUGUCG